AUGCGUGCAAUUUUACUUUCCUUAUUGGCGUCUUCAACAGCCAUUGUCUCCGCCUACCAUUCUUUAAUAUCAGAUGGAUGUAUACAAGGAAAUUUCCAUGAUCUUGUGAUCAGAAACUCCUGUGGAGAUGAUUUAUCAAUUGUCAAAUGCCUUGCAGAAGAUGUUGAUUUAAGACACUUGGAUCAAAUUGAACAAUGUUUCAUAGCUGGUGGAUGCGAUGCGAUUGAUUCUACUGUGUCAGCAGCAUGGUUUUCAUACGAAUGUAAUGAUCUUCAAGGAUCGAUUGAAGAGUUCAAAAAAGAGGAUUUAAGAAAGAGAGCCACCGAGACAAGUUCAACUGCUGAAAGUACAACGGAAUCUACUACGACAACAGCUUCAUCUUCGAGUUCGCGUUCUGCCAGUACAACCGCCGCGACUACCACAAUCUCCGCAUCUACAACCGCUUCGACUUCAGCAUCUUCUUCGAGCUCUGCGGCUUCAUCCACGACUGCUACAACUGCAACUGCAAGCGCCACUACCUCUACCACCGCAAGUACAACUUCUUCCUCGACAUCCGGUACAACUAACAGCGCGACAAGUAGUGGAACUGGAACCUCUUAAAGCACACUAGUCUGUUCCACAACCUCCUAUUAUUCCACGAGUGUAUGUUCUUACGGAACAGGUGCUUCCACUGGUGUUACCAUUGGAUGUGCCACUACUUCUGCCGCAACGACAACUUGCGCAGCAGGAGUACUGUGUACAACUGCAUCAUCAGGAGAAGAUGUCUGUAUGGAAAUUGACAAUUCGCUUACGUCAUCCGGCUUAGCAGUUACAAUCUUUUGCGCAGUUUCAAUUGGUGCUUUCGUUAUUGGACUUAUAGUAAUUGGAUGCAAAGAUCUUCAAGCCGCCAAUCAAAUUCGAGCGGCCCGUUUGGCACAACUGGAUGCAGAAAGCAAAGAGGCAAUACAAUCAUAA
Molecule: messenger RNA, 954 nt
Organism: Botrytis porri
Lineage: Eukaryota; Fungi; Ascomycota; Leotiomycetes; Helotiales; Sclerotiniaceae
Exons: 1
Coding region: 1-600 (199 amino acids)
Source: RefSeq, a predicted model, not a curated record